AUGGGUUCUUCCUGUUCAUAUUGAAAACGGUCACUGCACUCUUUAGAGUUGGCUCCAACGAUGUCGAUAGAGUCGUCAUUUAUCCCUCAAACUCUCACCCUUAAAAGCUCUUCAGUUAUUGAAACUGCAAGAAAAUCUUCCUGGGCACCCCUCAAAUUCUCAAAAUAUCAAACAGACCCUUCAAGAAGCAGAAAUUUCGCAGCAAGAUCAAGCUUGAGCGUCGAAAACGGUGGAUUCAAACAGUUCCCAAAUAGGGUUGGUGAAAAAGAUGGAGUCAUCAUCGUGGACCAUGGUUCUCGCCGUAGAGAAUCCAAUCUCAUGAUAAAUGAGUUUGUAGCCAUGUUUAGAGAAAAAACGGGGUACCCAAUUGUUGAACCAGCUCAUAUGGAGUUGGCAGAACCAUCGAUAAGCGAUGCAUUUCGUUUGUGUGUUCAACGAGGGGCGGGUCGCGUGAUUGUAAGCCCAUUCUUUCUCUUCCCUGGAAGGCAUUGGCACCAGGAUAUCCCAUUGUUAACUGCUGAUGCCGCAAAGGAGCAUCCUGGUGUAUCAUAUAUAAUAACUGCACCACUUGGCCUGCACGAGCUGCUUGUGGAUGUUGUAAAUGAUAGGAUCAAACAUUGCUUGAGCCAUGUUUCGGGAGAUGCAGAUGAGUGCGCGGCUUGUGCUGGAACAAGCAAGUGCAAGCUCUAUUGACUCAUGGAUGGAAGCAAAAAGUAAGUUUUCGGGAUUGAAUAUUGCGAAGGUUCCCAUUUUAGUGAAAGUUGAGAUCCUAGCAUAGUGGUUUUUCUCUUCUUUUCUUGGAUGUUCUAUCUACAAUUCAUGCCAAUAUGACUUUUCUGGGUACUAGACCAAAUAUGAUUUGUAAAAUCUGAUGUGCAAUACAGAUUUGAGUUUCACU
Molecule: messenger RNA, 898 nt
Organism: Durio zibethinus
Lineage: Eukaryota; Viridiplantae; Streptophyta; Magnoliopsida; Malvales; Malvaceae
Product: sirohydrochlorin ferrochelatase, chloroplastic-like
Molecular function (GO): lyase activity
Source: RefSeq, a predicted model, not a curated record